UAGCCAAUCUUCCUCGCUGUGUUCCGGUGUGGGGUAGUAGGGAAAGUAAGUGGCCGUGCUGUGCUCAGUGGUCGGAGUUGUAGCGGAGAGCGGACUGCGAGGGCGGCUGUAGCGGCACACACGGCCAAGUGAGCAUCAAAACAUUCCCACUACUUCCUCUCAUUGGGUCGCCAAGUUACAGGCAGCAACUCUUGUGGUUCCACUGUAAACAUGGGUGGUGAUCAAGCUGACCGGACGUUGUAUGUGGGGAACUUGCAUCCAAAGUCUACAGAGGAGUUACUGUUUGAGCUAUUUUUACAGGCUGGCCCAGUAGCUAAUGUAAAAAUUCCAAAGGACAAGGAUGGCAAUACAAAACCGUUUGCUUUUGUGAACUUUAAACAUGAGGAAUCUGUUCCUUAUGCAAUGAGUCUAUUAAAUGGAAUCAAGCUUUUUGGAAGACAACUCAAACUUCAGUACAGAUCAGGAAGCACUCAUGUUACUCAAGAUACAAGUUAUGGAGCUCAGUCACCACAAGGAAAUGGUCACACAUCUAACGGUAGCAGACAUGAGGACUUGAUGAAUUACAGUGAUUUCUCACCCGGUGCAAACUACCAGAGGUCCUUCUCUUCUCCUCCAGAUAAUCUACAAAGACAAGCAAUGAUGAACAACCUUUAUAAGCAGGAGUCUAGCUGGUACAGCCCGACCGGUGGCCAUUCUACUCCACAGCGAUAUGAUUCUCCCACUGGACACUCAAGAGGCUCAAGGAACCAUCCUCAUGAAAGUUACAACCGAGAUAUGCAUAGAGUGGGUCAGGAAGACUCUCAUUAUCGAAGCCAUGGUCAGGAAGACUCUCAUUAUCGAAGCCAUGGUCAGGAAGAUUCUUAUUAUCGAAGCCGAGGUCAGGAAGACUCUCAUUAUCGAAGCCGAGGUCAGGAUAUGUUAAGUCCAUAUCCAAGGAAAGAUUCCAGAUGGGGUCCAUCUCACCAUUAAACUGUCUGUUUCUCAUUCUUCAUACAGUAUAUGUAAAAAGAUCGUAUUACUAAUUUGUAUCUUCAAACAGACCAGUAAUAUGGGGGGGGGCGCAUAAAAAAAUAUUUAUUUAGCCUAGCCUAGAUGGCUUUAGGCUUGGUUUGUUUUAAUAAAAAAAAAAAAAAAGAAUUUGG
Messenger RNA from Rana temporaria (common frog), 1142 nucleotides. RefSeq names its product RNA binding motif protein 7 (gene RBM7). Gene Ontology annotation, biological process: regulation of alternative mRNA splicing, via spliceosome. NCBI's taxonomy places the organism in Eukaryota, Metazoa, Chordata, Amphibia, Anura, Ranidae. The transcript has 6 exons. The record is from RefSeq and is a predicted model, not a curated record. The coding region runs from base 211 to 969 and encodes 252 amino acids. Gene Ontology annotation, cellular component: nucleus. Gene Ontology annotation, molecular function: single-stranded RNA binding.